Messenger RNA from Exophiala oligosperma, 549 nucleotides. RefSeq lists its product as uncharacterized. The record is from RefSeq and is a predicted model, not a curated record. NCBI's taxonomy places the organism in Eukaryota, Fungi, Ascomycota, Eurotiomycetes, Chaetothyriales, Herpotrichiellaceae. The coding region runs from base 1 to 549 and encodes 182 amino acids. The transcript has 4 exons.
AUGAAUCGCAAAGCAGAAAUCAGGCUCUCAAAACCAUACCCUGGUGCAAUGACUGAACUCAGCCAGGGCACUGUCAUCCAAGUCGACACCGCCAUUGAAGGCAGUGUGACAGAUGUCGACAUCGAGUGGAUGCACCGUGACCUGUUGACGCUCAAAAAGGACACCACCACCUUCAAACGCCUCCGGGGCACGAUUGGGGAGUUGGGCAAAGAUGAGGCUGUUGUGUACUUCCCCAAAGACAAGUGGUUGGACCCCGAGUAUAUGGCAAAACGCGGCUACGAAUGGGCUCCGAUGAAGUAUAAAUUCACAAUGACCAAGGAUUGGUAUUCCGUCGCGGUUGUCUCCACGGUCAUGUCGGAUUCGGAUGACUUCCUUGGGCAUGCGGCCAGAUUGAUCGCUGCCGUAGAACCAUCCGCGCCCAGCAACAUGUAUUGUGGUCGAAUCAUUUACGACAAGGUCGAGCACUUCGAGGCACGGGCAGGUCUUGGUAAAGAUUUGAGAUUGUUGAUGGAGAUUCCGUUGAAGGAUCUUCACUUCAAGGCGCCAUAA